Sceloporus undulatus (fence lizard) is the source of this 3056-nucleotide messenger RNA. RefSeq names its product zinc finger protein 436-like. Lineage: Eukaryota; Metazoa; Chordata; Lepidosauria; Squamata; Phrynosomatidae. The coding region runs from base 439 to 2628 and encodes 729 amino acids. Gene Ontology annotation, cellular component: chromosome. Gene Ontology annotation, molecular function: chromatin insulator sequence binding. The transcript has 6 exons. Gene Ontology annotation, biological process: regulation of transcription by RNA polymerase II. The record is from RefSeq and is a predicted model, not a curated record.
UUUGCAGGAAAUUGCCAGAACAACAAGAAGGCAGCCAGCCAGAGCCAUGGGAGACCCAUAUUAAAUCUGCAAAGCCUGCAGGGGGCGAAAUGAAUAUUUUCUUUUGCUGGUCACACAAUUUGCAAUUCAGGUAUGAAUGAUCUCUUUUAACUGGAGAUCUUCUCAUUUUUUGAGCAUCACCAAGAUAUCUUCAUGUGAAAUCCAGCGGAAUACAACCCACAAAGAUGUGCAUUUCUCAUACAAUGGAUAAGAGUAGCCUCUUUUGUCACGAUCCUUUCUGCUUAGAUAUCCUUUGAAAGGGUAGUAGCAAAUAUUUGGUUUGUUAUUUUUACUCAACAGACUUGCUUUUGAGGAGUAAUUGUACAGUUGAAAACUUCCAAGAGUCCUUUGCGACUGCUGUAUGGGGACAUUGCCUCUGUUUAAACAUUGGCGGACAAAAUGGCUACUGAACUGAGGUCUGGGGGAGUUGUGAACUUCUCCAUCCAGAAUGUUCCACAACAUGGUGUCAAUGUGGAUCGAAAUAUGGCGGAGGAAGCCCGUGCAAAGACCGUAGAUGCUGAAGGGGAAAGGAUUACCCCCCGGGUAAUCCAAGUAGGGACUAUUGGAGAGUUUCUAGGUUGGGUGGCUCCCCAAGAUUUGGUCCAAGGAUCUGAGGAAGGCUUGGCUCAACGCUGGGAAGCCCAAUGGCAGGAGGUCUUGAAGGCCGUGCAGCCCGUUCCCAUUGAGUGUGGGAUCCAACAACCGUCAAAAACAUUGCCCUGGGACUUGAGCGGUGUAGUCACAGACGGCAAACAGUGGCCGAACGGAGAAGUGGUGGCCCAGCUCUUGGUGGACAAUGGUGCAACUUUUCAGGGUCCAGAUUUUGGAGGAAACAGGGUGGUGGCGAAGGAAGGGGCCACGGGAGAAGACCCUGUCAAAACUGAGGCCCAGCGGCGACAUUUCCGGCAGUUUCGCUACCUGGAGGCUGUAGGUCCUCGGGAGGUUUGCAAGAGGCUCCGGGAAUGUUGUCGGCGAUGGCUGAUGCCGGAUAGACGCACCAAGGAGCAGAUCUUGGAGUUGAUGAUCCUGGAGCAGUUCCUGACCAUCCUACCUCAAGAAAUGCAAAGCUGGGUCAGAAGCCACUAUCCCCAAGUCUGCUCUCAAGCGGUGGCCCUGGCAGAGCAUUUUCUCAGAGAACAGCAGCAACAAGUCAAGGUGCUGGCGCCAUGUGAGGAGGUGGUUGUAGUCUCUCCUGAGACAGACUGGACUCCAUUGGGCUCAGGACUAAGCAGACCAGUCCACAGGGAAGCUCAGCUUUUCAAUGGUCAGGAACUCAGAUCAUCAGGGAGCAUCAGAUGCCCGGAUGCUUAUGCUCUUUCUUCCAGCAAGAGAACCAUGAAUGAGAAUAAGGUGGACACAUCUCAUCACCAAGGCAUUUCCGAACUGCCCGUGCUCCUCGGGACUUUAUCAGGACAAUCCGACCUGCUUGAGAUCAGCCAUGGGCUGGAGGCGAACGAGAAUGGGACGGAGCCGCUUGAGGGGUGGGAGGAAGCCACCCUAUGCAGCGAAGGCGUAUAUGAGACAGUAGUUCGCCUGGAGGAACAUGGGCACUGGUGCCUUGAAUGUGGCGAAAGCUUUCUGGACGCCUUGCAACUGGAGAGGCACCAAAAGACACAGCAUUCGGGGCGUAAGCGUCCCGAGUGCCCGGAGUGUGGGAAGAGUUUCCGGGACCUUUCGCACGUCCUUCGGCAUCAGACGGUUCACACAGGCGAGAAACCGUAUGCCUGUUCCGAGUGUGGGCAGAGCUUCACCCAAAAACCAGCUCUGAAUAGACACCUGAGAAAACAUUCAGAAGACAAGGACUUCCCAGGUUUUGAAAUCACCAUCAGGCCUCCAAGGAACCACAUAGGAGGUCGCAAACGUCCCGAAUGCCUGGAGUGUGGGAAGAGCUUCCGGGACGUUUCUCAAGUCCUUCGGCACCAGACAGUCCACACAGGAGAGCGGCCUUAUAGCUGCCUCGAGUGUGGCCAAAGCUUCACACAGAAACCUGCUCUCAACAGGCACAAGAGAAAACAUCUGGAAGGCAAACACUACACAGGUGAUGAGGAAGUAGGUGUGAACCUAGGAAACAGCCACACGGCACCGAUAACACCACAAGAGGACAUCGCCAGUGUCUUCAGCAAUAGAGACACCUUGAACAACUGGCCGACCAAGAAUGAGCAUCUCAGACCUGUGGCAAGCAUAGCUGGAGGAUUGAAAGACAUGAGGAGAAGCCUGAGCCGCAGGGGGCAAAAGAAGCACUGGUGCUUUGUCUGCAUGAAAGGGUUUCGGGACAAAGCGGACUUGGUUCGGCAUGAGAGGAUCCACACGGGAGAAAAACCUUACACGUGUCUGGAGUGCGGAAAAAGAUUCACCUACACAUCGAGUUUGUACAAGCAUCAGGCGACCCAUCGGCAAUCGAACAAUUCCCAGAGGAACCAAUCCAAGGAAGGCGACUGCAGCAAAAACAUUCUUUCAAAUGUAGAAGUUCCUGAAAAUGGGGCUGGUGGAACAUCAAAGGAUAGGAUAAAAGUGAAGGUAGAGGACUGUGAUGACAAAUCUCACACAGGCCCAAGGCUCCUCUCUAUGGGAAAUUUAGCUGAGAGGUGAAAAGGGAGGGAUGGUGUUUACUAUUUUGAACAUAGCCAAUUAAACAGUUGUCUUUAGUUCUCACCCUAGGGUUGUCAGAGUGAAAACUGGAGAGGGCUCCUAUUCUUUUAACGGUUGUGUAGAAGAGGGAAUUUCAACAGGGGCUGCUUAUCACACACAGGUAGCAAGCCAUACCUGCUGAAAUUCCCUCUUCUAUGUAAAUAUUCACAAUCUGGAGCCCUCUUCAGUUUUCAGUCUGGCAAUGCUGGUUCAGGCCAACAGCUUGUGUGUACAUAUGUAUAUGGAUGAUUUUUCCUAUGUUCAACUGUAAUUACAAUAUAGUAUUAAUAUUAAUAAUAAUUAUUAUUAUUUACGGUAGCACUGGGUUUUGUUGACCUGUGUCACAAAUACUAUCUUCUUUCUCCGUUUCAAUAAAAUGUUCAACUGAU